Messenger RNA from Brassica napus (rape), 3299 nucleotides. RefSeq lists its product as uncharacterized. The record is from RefSeq and is a predicted model, not a curated record. NCBI's taxonomy places the organism in Eukaryota, Viridiplantae, Streptophyta, Magnoliopsida, Brassicales, Brassicaceae. The transcript is spliced from 6 exons. Gene Ontology annotation, molecular function: zinc ion binding; nucleic acid binding. The coding region runs from base 643 to 3165 and encodes 840 amino acids.
UUUGGGGAAUUGCCACUAAUACCACUUUCCUAAUACCACUUUUCAACUUUACACUUUUCAAAUUUACCUUUAAAAUUUUAGUGGGUAAAGUACCAUUAUACCCUUAUUUAAUCAAACAUAAACAUAAGUCUUCUCCCACAAGAAAUUGAAAAUUCAAAAACCCCUAAUCGAGAGAUUGAUUCCGGCGAUCGAGAGAUUCCAACGAGAGAUCGAUUCCGGCGAGAGAGAUCGAUUCCUUCGAGAGAGAUCGAUUCCGGCGAGAGAGAUCGAUUCCGGCGAGAGAGAUUCGAUCCGUCGAGAGAGUUUCGACGACUUCAGCCAUUUUCACCGGCGAGAUUUGAUUAUUCAGGCGACAUUGACGUCCGACGAGAUUUGGCGAAGACUACAAGCUCAAUCGAAUCAAUCUCUCUUCACGAACGUAACAAAGUGAUUUUCGUCUCUUUUCUGUAAUUUUUGCUUGGUUUCUCAAAAUCGAUCGGUUUCUGGGAAGGAGACGAAUUUUUCUCAUGAAGUUUUCGAAUCUCAGAUUUAUAAAACCUUAUAAAUUUUUAGCUAUGAGGAAUAUAGUUUUAUGUAUUUUUCUUAUUGAUAUAUCUUGUUGAUCAUUCCUUCUCUAAUACCCAUGUUCUUUAUAAUCAGGUUAUGGUGUUCGAAAUUUGUUCUAUAUGUGGAGAAUGGAAACUAAUAAAUGGAAUUCACUGGGAUUUCAUAGUGGAUGAUCAACGAGGAUCCUCUCUUAGUAUGAUUCAUGAAGAUAUCAGCUACAAUGAUUUGAUUGUGGCUGUUUUAGAAGAUUUUGGAAUUGAUGGCAACAGAAACAGUGUAAAUCUUAGCUAUGCCUCACCUUCAAAAUUAAACUUUGGUACAAAAGAGCUUCCUCCAGCAUUUAUUAGGAAUGAUCGUCAAGUAACAUCUUAUCUGAGCAAACUUAAGGAGAAUGGAGACCUUCAUCUAUGUGUAACCAUUAAGAGAAGAACUCAAUUAUCACCAAUGAUUAUGUCAAAUAUGAUCCAGCCACGGGGUGGAAAUAGUAAUCAUGAUUUGCCUAUUGCUGGAACUAGUAAUCCGCGUGAGACAGGAACACAAAAAUCACCAUUGAUUAUGUCAAACAUGAUUCAGACACAAGAUGAAAUUUCUAGUACUCAUGAUUCGCCUAUUGCUGGAAGUAGUAAUGUAUUUGAGAGAGGAACAAAAACACACGCGGAGACUGAAUGGAACAGCAUUCAGAGAGUUGACGAAGUCUCUGGUAUACAACAUACUUGUAUUAGCGACAGUCUUAUUUCUCCUUCAAGUGGUCUUGUUAGCAAUAAGAGAGGAUUGGACUCGAUUGGACUUGCUGUAUAUGGGUCUGGAAAGUCAAAAUUGCCAUCUUUCUCCAGUAGACGUGGUAGAGAAAGCAUGGGAGAAGAUAUCUUGUCUCCCAGUUGUGGUGAUGAUGAUGAUUUGUUCUGCGGGAAGUUUUUCAAGGAUAAAAAGGAAAUGAGCACAAAGUUGAGGUUGCAUGCAGUUAGUAAAAGCUUUGAGUUCCACACAGAAUAUUCAGACAAAACACGUUAUGUUCUUAGUUGUGUGGAUGAAAGAUGCAGUUGGAGUUUUCGUGCAAAAUCAGUUAAAGGAUCUCAGAGUUUUUUUGUUCGUCAUUAUGUAUCUAAACAUACUUGUGACACUUCUCUGAGAACUGUUAGUCAUCGGCAAGCUACUGCAAAAUUGUUGGGAACUAUGGUCAGCAAUCAUUAUGAAGGAGGAAAGAUUGGGCUGAAACCUAAACAGAUCAUGGAAAAAGCUAGAAAUGAUCAUGGUGUUGUGAUUACAUAUUCAAAGGCUUGGAGGUCUCAAGAGCACGGCCAAGAUAUAGCUAGGGGUACUCCUGAUGACAGUUAUGAAGCUUUGCCCAGUUGGUUUCACAUGAUAAAAGAAAAGAAUCCAGGUUCUGUGACUUUUAUCGAAGUUGAUGCUGUUGGGAAAUUCAAAUACGCAUUUUUGUCGCUUGGUCCAUCUAUCAGAGGGUUUAAGUUGAUGAGGAAGGUACUUUCUGUUGAUGGUGCCCAUCUGAAAUCAAAGUAUAAAGGGACUCUACUUGCUGCCACAGCACAAGAUGGUAAUUUUCACUUGUAUCCUAUAGCUUUUGCUAUAGUUGAUUCUGAGAAUGAAGCCUCAUGGAGUUGGUUUAUGAAAUGUCUGAAAACCAUCAUUCCUGAUGAAGAGGAUUUGGUUUUUGUCUCUGAUCGUGCGGCCUCUAUUGAAAAAGCUCUUUUACAACAUUAUCCUGUUGCUCACCAUGGAAUCUGCAUCUUUCACUUUCAAAAGAAUGUCCAGGACAAUUUCAAAAGUUCAACACUUGUCCCUUUGGUUGUUGAAGCUGGUUAUGCCUACACCAAAGCUGAUUUCGAUUGCUAUUUUCAAGAGAUUGAGGAGUCCGACAUUGUAUUAGCAGAUUAUCUUCGUAAAGCAGACUUCAGGAAGUGGACCCGAGCUUAUUCUCCUGCUAAUCGCUUCAACAUCAUGACGUCAAACUUGGCCGAAUCUAUAAAUUCUUUGCUGAAAGUGAGUCGUGAGUAUCCAAUUGUCUGUCUUUUUGACACUAUUAGGAUGAUAAUGACUAAGUGGUUCACUGAACGACGUGAGGAAGGAGUUCGUCACAUGCACCCUGUCACUGUCGAAGUGGGGAACAAGAUGAAGGAGCUAUAUGAUUUUACGUCUCGCUUCCUUGAAGUUUCCAAAAUCAAUGAUUCAGAGUUUGAGGUUAAGGGAGAUACAAGAGAUCAAGUGGUGAAUUUUCAAACAAGGCAUUGUUCAUGUUUUGUGUUUGAUAUUGAGAAGUUUCCUUGUGCUCAUGCAAUUGCCGCUGCAAAAUCUGGGAAUAAGCACGAAAAUGAUUAUGUCGAUGAGUUUUUCUCCAAUGAAAGGUUUACACUAGCAUAUUCAGAGAGUGUAUAUCCUGUUGGUGAUAAAACAUAUUGGGAUAUUCCUCCCCAUGUAGCUUCGUUUGUUUGUCGCCCUCCAUCUACACGCUUUCCUAGUGGGAGGAGGAAAAAAAAGAGGAUACCAAGUUCGUGGGAGUAUGGAAAAUAUCGGCCCAUAUCUAAACCAUCACCCAAGGCUUACAAAUGCAGCAGAUGUGGACAGAAAGGACACAACAAAGGUAGUUGUGUAAGGCCUAUUUGAUAACAGAGUAGUAUAAAAACUUGUGUGCAAUUGAUUAUUUUAUAUGAUGUUAUAAGAGAGAAUUGGAAUCGAAUAGAUUUUGGGGAACCUUUUACUAUUACAUUUUAUCGUUUUAUAAUGAUUUAUAAAGUUUA